GUCACAUUUUAUGCAUUUAAUUUUCUAUCACGCAAUCGGUAAGAAGCGGAAUAUAUAUAAUUAAUUUAAAGUAGAAAGAGACCUAGUAAUUAUGAUAAAGAUAUUUGAUUAUUUAAGUAGUUUUUCCGAUUAUUUAUCUAAAAUCAUAUAUUGACACAUUUUUAAAAUAAUAAUUUUUAAUCACUUAUCAAUCACAAAAGAAUAAAUAAGAAAUCAAUUAUUUUUCAAUACAUUUUCGAGUAUAUUCUUUACUCUUCCUAUAUAUAACGAUGCAGAACCGCUUAUAUGCAGAAACACAAACUUUCUGUUUAACGAAUUUAGGAGAAAACAAAAUUCUUAAGAAAACAAAAAUAAACACAGAGAGAAAUGGCAGAAGAGGGACAAGUCAUAGGUUGUCACACCGUUGAUGCAUGGAAUGAACAACUUCAGAAAGGAACUGAAACCAAAAAAUUGAUAGUCGUGGACUUCACUGCAUCUUGGUGUGGUCCCUGUCGGUUUAUUGCCCCAUUCUUGGCAGAAUUGGCCAAGAAACUACCCAAUGUUAUCUUCCUGAAGGUGGAUGUGGAUGAACUGAAGUCGGUCGCUACUGAUUGGGCUGUGGAGGCAAUGCCAACUUUCAUGUUCCUCAAGGAGGGGAAUAUCGUCGAUAAGGUUGUAGGAGCUAAAAAAGAUGAGCUGCAGCAGACCAUUGCCAAACACAUUGGUAGUGCAUCAGCCUAAUAAUAGCUUUAUUUCUACAUAGCCAUUGAUGUAUGACUGUUUACAUAUAUACUAAUAUACAUAUCUGGUGAGAGUUUAUCUUAGCAUCAGCAAGAAUUAAUUUGAAAUCCAGUCUUGUAAUGGGCUUUGAAUUUGUGAUUAUAUAAAGUAUGAUAUUUACUUUUUA
Molecule: messenger RNA, 886 nt
Organism: Capsicum annuum
Lineage: Eukaryota; Viridiplantae; Streptophyta; Magnoliopsida; Solanales; Solanaceae
Product: thioredoxin H-type
Exons: 3
Coding region: 367-720 (117 amino acids)
Source: RefSeq, a predicted model, not a curated record